Messenger RNA from Solenopsis invicta (red fire ant), 1321 nucleotides. RefSeq names its product INO80 complex subunit B. Lineage: Eukaryota; Metazoa; Arthropoda; Insecta; Hymenoptera; Formicidae. Bases 245 to 1147 code for a protein of 300 amino acids. Gene Ontology annotation, biological process: chromatin remodeling. The transcript is spliced from 6 exons. The record is from RefSeq and is a predicted model, not a curated record. Gene Ontology annotation, cellular component: Ino80 complex.
ACAAAUUUCUUAACCUCAAAAAAAAACCGCCGAUGCCGCUGGAUGCCGCUUCAAUGAUUUACUUUAACUGGUUAAUGUUUCUGUAGCGACGACUUUAAUUAUCGUUUUCACGUUACAAUCACGCAAUAGAGUCCGUUAUAACAAGCUUUCUGAACCAGAGUGAGCAAGUUUACGUAUCUCUCUGCGUUUCAAUCUUGGGCACGUUACUCAUCGGACAAAUCUUGCGGCUGUUCUCCUUUAUCUAAUGGAUGCGAGCGAUGUCUCCCUGCAGAAGAGACAUAAGAAACACAAGCAUAAGAAGCAUAAGAAAAAGAAGCUUAUGCAUGAUGACAGCGACGCCUUCGUAGAUAUCUCAGCUGAUGCUGAUCGGAAGAAGAGCUUUCGAAUAAAAGUAAAAAAAGAGGAUGAACGGAGGUACAGUCUGGAUAAACGUGAAAAGAUAUUGAAAACAUGUGGUUUGAAUACAGCUACAAUAAGCACUGCAUCUUCUCCGAAAGGUGCAACUACGAAGAAGAAAAUUCCAAAAGGUAGCAAAGGUAAAGAUAGUGGAACCAGCAGCGAGGAAGAAAGAUGGCUUGACGCUAUUGAAUCCGGUAAAUUGGAAGAGGUUGAUGAUGAGUUGAAGAAAAUUAAGCCAAAGGAUCCUAAGUUAAUGACAGCGCGUCAGAGAGCGAUGUUUGAAAGAAAAACUGAUACAGAGCCUAAUCCAGGUGUCGAACAACUGAUGUCGUUACCUACUGGUUACAAAGAAAAAGUUAUGACUGCGGAAGCUAUACAGAAGGCUGCUCUAAAGUCUCUAAAACGGAAACAGCUCGCUGAUGAAAAGAGAGAAAAGGAUAAGAAAAAAACAAUGGAGAGAUUGCUCAAAAAACAAGAAUCUAAAGCAUCCAAAGUUGUUAGCAAGGGCAGAUUAUCUAAACGACAAGUACCAUUGGUGACGUAUCGUUUAACGAUCGAGGGAAGUUCCAUAUCUUUACCACCCGGUGAAAAUUUUCCACUUUCCCCUGCCAAAGAGAGAAGUCCACCAAAACAAAUCCUUUGCGGGGUCAAUCAGUGUAAAAAUCUCAAAAAAUAUUCGUGUUCAAAAACAGGAAUGCCAUUAUGCAGUUUAAAGUGUUACAAAGCCAAUCUUCUUUUAUCCAGGUAAAUAAUGUACAAGCAACACUGGAAUAUUUUUUUUUCCAAAAGUUCCAGCAGUUUGUUUCAGUAUUUAUACAUAAGCGCGCGCGAAUAUGGGUAAGAUAACUAAAUUAAAAAUUAAAUGUAGCAUAUAAGUAUAAUACGUACGUUUAUAUGUAAAUAUAUAUCUAUUAUCAUUUUA